Messenger RNA from Perca fluviatilis (European perch), 537 nucleotides. Its product is annotated as BUD13 homolog. The record is from RefSeq and is a predicted model, not a curated record. Lineage: Eukaryota; Metazoa; Chordata; Actinopteri; Perciformes; Percidae. Bases 1 to 537 code for a protein of 178 amino acids. The transcript is spliced from 4 exons.
AUGGACACCGCGCACCUACUACUCAUCCUGCUUCAUUCAACUGCCUUCAAAUACCAGCCUGACUUUCCUCUCCCUGCCGGAUUGUUGCUUACCACUGAAUCAUCUGCUGCCAAUUACCACGGCACGCACUGGAACAUCUUUUCUGCAGCUGCACUGAGGAACAGAUCCCAGCACCCCUUCAGCCAGCCCAGCCAUCUUCGGACCCAGCACCCCUUCUGCCAGCCCAGCCCUCCUCAGACCCAGCACCCCUUCUGCCAGCCCAGCCCUCCUCGGACCCAGCACCCCUUCUGCCAGCCCAGCCAUCUUCGGACCCAGCACCCCUUCUGCAAGCCCAGCCCUCCUCGGACCCAGCACCCCUUCUGCCAGCCCAGCCCUCCUCGGACCCAGCACCCCUUCUGCAAGCCCAGCCCUCCUCGGACCCAGCACCCCUUCUGCCAGCCCAGCCAUCUUCGGACUCAGCACCCCACUGCUAGCCCGCUUCUCUCUCUCACGCUCAGUCCACUGCGGCUUCCUUCGGUCACCGUGGUAUGGCAGUAA